AUGUUUCAAGUCAGUCAUUUGGUAAGUUUAGGACAGUGGGAGGAAGUUUUCACUGCUGACCAACUUCAAGAGUCAGACGCCACCAUUUGGGAGAGGAUUAAACAAGACGACGACUCGCUGCAGCCACAUCAGCGCAGAUCCAACCCGCCGGGUCUCGCGGAGCUUCGGCCUCAAUCUGCUGCUUUCCCCGGAGAGCCGCUCCCGUAUAUCACUACACCGACACCUGACACUGACGGUAACGUUGACUUUAACCGCUUGUCCUGGACGGCUGGUCAUAUCAGCCCGGAACCAGGGUCCUCGGCUCCAGACUCUGAGGGUGGAUAUCAAGCAGAUUUUACAGGUUUUCAUGGAGUCCAGGGGAUGGUUAUGGGCCCAUCGUCUGACUCCAGUCCACAUUUCUCUGAGUGGCUGGCAAUGAGGACUUUGGUGCAGUGUGGUGAUAGAGUCAUGACCUUCACUGCCUCUGGAGAAGGACUUGCACACCUGUUAGUGGACAGAGAGGGAGCCUCUCCCAUCUCCCUGUUCCAGUUACCUCCAUACUGUGGUUACUCAGUGAGGACGUCAUGGAGUGACCUUGAGAUGAUGGUGCCUUAUGAUGCCUGUUACAUUACACAGGAGAAUGGAAGUUAUGUGCUGCCCCUGUUGUGGUGGGGCAGCCCACUGAAGCUCUCCUGCCCGGUGCAGCUGCCCACUCCUGUCCCCUCUCUCUCCCACUCUGCCCCCUCAGUCUUCUGCUCCCCCUAUGGCAUGGCAGUGCAGAUACCAGGGCAGGAGCAGAAUAUACAAAUACUAGGAGUCAUAGUGAAUGGAGGCUGGGCUCAGUUUGUAUCCGAAGAGUGUGCGUACCGUGUCCCCUCCCAUUCUGGGGAACUUGCCUUCUUCAUCUCCUACGGUGCUCCUUGUAUCACUAGCAGAGAUGGUUUUCACCUCCAUUAUAUAUCAGAUGAUCAGGAAUACAUUCUCUCCUGUCCAGCCAAUCCUCAGUUCCCCUACGUCCCCUCUCCUCCUUCGUCACCAGUUGACCCUCAGAUCCCCUCUGUCCCAGAUCCUGCACCCACCUCCCCUCCUCCUCCCCCACCUCAACCUCCAACUCAGGAGCAUAUUGCUCAGGUUCCUAACUACCCCCACUACCCUUAUCCUGGACUCCAGCACCCCCAGCUUCCCCAGGUCUACCCUCCUGGCCCACAACCUGCCCGCCCACCUCGACCCACUCCUGGCAGUCCUCCUGGGACCCAGCCCCAGCAGCCCCAGGGGUUCCUCUACCCCACAGGGCCUGGCAAGCUGCCCUCUUCUCCUGAAGAGCACCAAAAAUACCCUUCCUCUCCUUACCAGCCUCCAGCACUGCUACAAGCUACAUCCAACCCAGAUCUUAACGUAGUGCAGGAAAGUUCUCUCUAUCAAGUUCCUAAAUUGCCUGUUGGCCCUUCACAACAUGCAUCUGGUGUCCAUUACCCUUAUGUGCCUUUCUACUACCCAGCUCCAACCUCUGCUACAAAAAGUACUACUACCACUACUAUUUCUCCAGCUACCCACCCACCCAAACCUCCAGCAAAUCCUUAUUACUCUCAGUAUUAUUUUCAGAUGCCUUACUAUCCUGUACCAGCUGCAGCACCAGUGACUCAAGCACCUGCUCCUCUCCCUCCCAGCCCACCGUCACCUCCUCCCUCUCCACCAAAACAACCUAUAGGUCCACAGUACAUAGGUGGUCCAUUUUAUCCCCCUGCUUCUCACUAUGAAUGGCCCCUCCCUGGUCUUGGGGUGCAGCCUGCUUCCACUUCACUUCUUACUCAUCGUGGUAUUGCUCCAUCUCCCUCUCCUCCACCUCCUACCACCACAACUACCACCAAGUCAGUGGUUCCCAAACAGCCUGACAGUCCCAGCCAUCCCAUUGGCCACGUUCAUCCCCAAAGACCCAUUUACUUCUCACCACCCACACCUCCACUGCCUGCCAAAAAGAAAGCUCAGUAUCCAGAGACUCAGCCACCAGUGACCCCCACAAAGCCUUCAACCACCACCACUACCACAACUCCUGCUACCACCGUUUCUACCACCACAGCUGGACCCACUCCACAGGUCCCCUAUCUCCAGUGUCUGAAGGGGAAGAUGGUUGUCUUUCUGCCUUUUGCUCACCCAGACUCCAUCCAGGUCAGAGACCAAAUGAAGACAUGGCUGUUUGUCUCCGCUGUAUCUCCACUGUGUGGGUACAUGCUGCAGAUGGCUGAGGGCUCUGGGGUAAUUCUUCACUCUCCUCUGCCUGCCUGCCACAGCCAACAACGGACUCCCACGACCAUUUCCUUACCUCUGAGAUUUUGGGACCUUUCCAUGGCGCAGUAUAGGAUUCUGGACCUGCAAUGUUCGUAUCAAAUGACUCCUGAAACUCCUGCACCAGUUACCCCAUCUGUGCCCCCUACUCCACCCAGUACCACCAAGGGCAAUGCCAACCCGCCUGUUGUCCCAAAGCCUAGAGUCAUCUGCUCCUCCGAUCAGAUGAUUGUGGAGCUCGCCUCUGGUCCCAUCUCUGGAAUUGUUGUUAAAGACAUAAAAGGGAACAAAAUGAACCUCCAGGAUGCCCCAAAGCACUGUGGGUAUUCUGCAAGAAAAGGCAAAGAUGGCAAAAUCCGCUUGAGUCUCCAGUUACACUCGCGCUGCCACAUGAGUGUGCAGGGUAAAAUGUACAUCAUCGUCGUCAUCUUCAUGACAGCAAAUGGGAGACAGGAGGCUCAGUUUUCCUGUCCAGUUGUUGUCCCAGGGCCUGGACAAGAGUGCAACCUUCCCAGCGAACAGCGUCUCCCCUGCGGACGCGGCUCUCUAUCCCAGCCACAGUGUCUCUCUAUGGGCUGCUGCUUUAUCAAGCACCCCUCCGCCUGCUACUACCCCAUGGAUGAGUGCACUAUCGACCGCCACUUUGUCUUCUCUGUGCCGGCCUCCCUCACAGACCCCCCUCUUAACCCUGCUCUGCUUGUCGCUGCCAGCAACUCCACCUGCACACCUCAGAGAGUGACGUCUGACUACGCCUUGUUCAAGAUCCCGAUGGAUGGCUGUGGGACACGCAGAUUGACAGCGGGGAAAACAGUGAUCUACAUGGUGGAGGUCAUCAACAAGGUUCAGGCGAUCAGCCUCAACUUUGGCACCAUCACAAGGGAUUCUCCUGUCAGGUUGUUAGUAGAGUGCAGGUUUCUGCCGGGCACAGUUCUAAGUGUGAGUUACUUGGUCAAAACUCCCACCCUGGGACCUGAAGUCAAGACCCAGGGGAUGCUUGGAGUGCAGCUCAGGAUUGCCAAAGAUGCCCAGUACAGCAGCUACUACCCUCAGUAUCACCAGCCCCUGCAAAUGCUGCUGGGGAAACCCCUCUACCUGGAAGUGCGUCUUCUCAACGCCCCGGACCCCAAUUUGGUGCUGUUGGUGCACUACUGUGUGGCCUACCCGCGCUCCGGAAAGGCUGUGUGGCUGCUGCUGUACAAUGGAUGUCCCAACCCCUUGGACCCAGCCCUGCAGCAGGCUGUGCUGUACGAUCCUCGACCGCCCUCUCCCCAGGCUCAGACCCGCCGCUUCACCAUCAGCACCUUUCAGUUUCUUCCUGAUGGGGAGUUUAAGGACCCGAAUGAAGAGAUUUACUUCAUGUGUUCAACUGAAAUCUGCUCGCCACGUGAUGGGCCCUGUGUGGAGGGAUGCUUUGGCCAGUGAUGUUACGACAUGGGAGACGUUUGAAGUUGGUUGAGAUGAUGAUGAUCUGGCCUCAGAGAUCACAUGUUCAACCACCAAUAAAAGCUCUUAAAGGACUCGAGUGUGUGCGUGUGUGUGUGUGCAUGUGUGUGUGCGUGUAUGUGCGCGUGUGUGUGCGCGUGUGUGUGUGUGCGCGUGUGUGUUUGUUCCACUAGGUUUUAAAGCAGGAAGUGGCACUCCAUGAAAAAGUGGGAGGCAGCAUUGUUUACAUGACCGCUUGGCUCUUGUGGACUGAGCAUGGUUGAGACUCAGACUGACUUGCUUUGCUGCCCUUCAUGUGGAACAUACAGCAAUAAAUGUUUGAGAUAACUGGAGGUUUUGCAUGUAACCAGUGUUCCAUUAGAGAGCUGCAACACAUCAGUAGGGGGAUGACGUCCGAAAGGGAUCUUCAGCAUAUUUCCACCCAAGUUUGAUCGCUCAGACAUGGCCAGAGGGGCCCCUGAGACAGAGGAUUUGCUGCAGUGUGCGGUUAUUUCAUUAAAUACAAGGAUUACACACUGUGUAAACA
Epinephelus lanceolatus (giant grouper) is the source of this 4231-nucleotide messenger RNA. RefSeq lists its product as uncharacterized. Gene Ontology annotation, biological process: prevention of polyspermy; binding of sperm to zona pellucida. The record is from RefSeq and is a predicted model, not a curated record. NCBI's taxonomy places the organism in Eukaryota, Metazoa, Chordata, Actinopteri, Perciformes, Serranidae. Gene Ontology annotation, molecular function: structural constituent of egg coat; acrosin binding. Gene Ontology annotation, cellular component: egg coat.